Molecule: messenger RNA, 972 nt
Organism: Erigeron canadensis
Lineage: Eukaryota; Viridiplantae; Streptophyta; Magnoliopsida; Asterales; Asteraceae
Product: transcription factor RAX2-like
Exons: 4
Coding region: 1-972 (323 amino acids)
Source: RefSeq, a predicted model, not a curated record
AUGGGAAGAGCUCCUUGUUGUGACAAAGCAAAUGUGAAAAAAGGACCUUGGUCUCCUGAAGAAGAUGCAAAGCUCAAAGAUUUUAUUGACAAACAUGGUACUGGUGGUAAUUGGAUUGCUCUUCCACACAAAGCUGGUUUAAAAAGAUGUGGAAAGAGUUGUAGGUUGAGAUGGCUAAACUAUCUUAGGCCAAAUAUUAAACAUGGUGAGUUUACUGAAGAUGAAGAUAAAAUCAUAUGUAGCUUGUAUGCUACCAUUGGAAGCAGAUGGUCAAUAAUAGCUGGUCAACUACCAGGAAGGACGGAUAACGAUAUCAAGAAUUACUGGAACACAAAGCUUAGAAAGAAGCUUUUGGCUAUGCUUCCUUCUUCUUUUCAAAAAUCUUUUAAUUACCCAUCUCUGCCACUUCAAUCACCACCACUUUCUAAUAGUUUCUUGAAUAAUAAUGCUUCUUCAUUAUUUUGCAACAAUUAUAACCCUAGUUUCAUUAAUGUUAACAACAACAAUAAUGUCAACUCUCUCACCACCACUACAACUAGUAUUGUUGACAACCACACUAUUGUUAGUGAUCUCUUUUCACCACCACAAUUAUCAUCAAGCUCUCUAGUUGAUAUGCUCUCAAACAACAACUAUUAUUUAGGGUUUCAAGAUCAAAAUAAUAUGAACAAAGAUUAUUACUUCCCAGAAGUCAAAGAAAAGAUGCUAAUGUUUGGUAGUGAUUGUUCUACUUCUGAAAUAAGUAGUUACAAUAACAAAGAUCAUCAUGGGAUCAAGCAAGAAGAAGACCAAUUUGCUAAUUUACAGAGUUUUGGAGAUAAUCAAAAUCAUCAUGGUUUCAUUAUGACAGGUCAUGAUAAUGAUUAUAAUUUCAAGAAUCUUGAAGAAAUGAAGCAAGUGAUUGAUGAUAUCAAAAACAAGAGUAGUAGUAGUAGUAGCAGCAAUAAUGUCAACAUCAAUAGCUACUUGCAUUGA